This is a messenger RNA of Aplosporella prunicola CBS 121167, 1145 nucleotides long. RefSeq lists its product as uncharacterized. The coding region runs from base 193 to 786 and encodes 197 amino acids. The record is from RefSeq and is a predicted model, not a curated record. The transcript has a single exon. Lineage: Eukaryota; Fungi; Ascomycota; Dothideomycetes; Botryosphaeriales; Aplosporellaceae.
GCCGCGCUAGCCCAAGGCCCAAGACCCAGGGCAACGGCAACGGCGACGGCGGCCCACCAGCUGCACGCAACACGCAAGGCGCGAUGAUCCGCCCGGGACCGCAACGAUCCACGCAGGCAACAUGAGCAGGCGCAAGAGGGGCUGGCGUCACGACCACGGCCAAGGCCAAAAGCCAUUCAGGCUAAAGGGCUGAUGGGGAGUAUGGAAGCCGGGGAAGGAAAACGGAACCCGCGCCCAUCGUCGCCAACUCGCGCACGGGCUCCCGCGCUUGCCCACCAACCAAAACUUCACUCUCCAUCACGAGACGUAUCACGCUACCGCCCCCGCUUGCCUGCUCGCUCGCUACCUCCCGCGCUCCCGCUCCCGCUGCCCGCUGCAGGCAUGUCGAGUGUCGUCAUCUCCACUGCCGUCUCUCCACUCGCUCGCUUUCUAGCUUCGGCUGUCGCUCUCUCCACGCAAACGCAAACGCAAACGCUGCACCGAACGUGCCCCGAAGCAAGUGGGGGCAACAGCGCGGCGGCGGCCACCGGUCCUUCUUCCCCAGUUCCCAGGUUCGUUGCUGGCACUGGCAGACAGGGAAGUCUGCCGAGCGGGCGUCCUUCGAGAAAAUUUCUGCGCGCCUUCGAGAAGGCCCGCGAGAAUGGAGAGGUGGGUGCUUCGUCACGCCACGGUUGGCGCAUUACUUCGGCUCGUGCCGAGAGCGUCCGCUGCCUGCUUGGCUUGGACGUGCCCUCCGUGUGCGUCCGCGCUGCGUUCCCGUUUUUCUUUGAUGUUAUCUGCUGGUAGUAUAGGUGGUGUUAGGCAUUGAGUUGCGUCUUCUGAUCUCUCGAACGCCGAUGAGGCAGGCCUUGCCGCGGCUUCCACUGCCUUCCAUUACAUCAUCAGCACGACGGGCUUGGUAAGGCAGUUGAGUCGCGGCAGCGGCAAUCGCGCCUGAAUAACUCUAUGCCAGACACCAGCAAAGCAGACGAAAAGACGACACCAACAACACCCACCAAGCGAGACAUACAGAACAAGCAGAGAGCGCAAAACACCAGACGACGCUACCCACCUCUACCAGAAAACCCCGGCCACACCCAUCCACGCUCCGCUCCGCCCUCCUCAAGCACAGACGCGGAAACCUUAUCCCGACGCCACGCCAAGCA